Molecule: messenger RNA, 1131 nt
Organism: Venustampulla echinocandica
Lineage: Eukaryota; Fungi; Ascomycota; Leotiomycetes; Helotiales; Pleuroascaceae
Exons: 1
Coding region: 1-1131 (376 amino acids)
Molecular function (GO): 1-alkyl-2-acetylglycerophosphocholine esterase activity
Source: RefSeq, a predicted model, not a curated record
AUGAUUUCCGUUGUGCUUUUUGCUCUGCUCUCUACCGUUUGCAAUGGCGUUCUACUUCCAAGACCAAGCGGCCAAUUUCAAGUGUCCAUGAGCAACUCUGAAUUGGUAGACAAAACAAGAAAAGACCCCUGGGGCCUUGACACGAUUGACCACCGCCGUAUCAUGAUCUCGCGAUUCGACCCGGUGCCCCCAAAUUCAUGUUACCGGAAUGAAAAAGUCCCGUACAUGCCUCCCGUUGUUGCAGCAGCCGAAGACAACAUUUUGGCCCCAUACGGCUGGCCCGCCGGAGUUCUAGGAAGCAUAGAAGUGGUCUUCUGCUCCCCAAAAACAUCGCCGCCGAUCAACACAAGGGAAACGCCAGUGGUGGUACUCUCAACUGGCUUAAAUACAACUCGAUUUUACUAUGCCGCGUUCGCUCAGGAAGUGGCUUCUCGCGGUUUCACGGUCAUCUCUAUUGAUCAUCCUUUUGAGACCGACAUUGUGGAAUUCCCAGAUGGAACAAUAGCCUUGGGAGGGAAUACCAACAAGUCAGACGUGGCAUCAAUCGAAUUCUCGCUAAGUACCCGCGUGGACGAUACCUCGUUCUUGCUUAAUGAACUUGGAAUCAAAGGCUCAGGCCGUAACUCCAAAGCGGUCAUGUUUGGGGGUUCAUUUGGCGGGGCUGCAGCUGCUGCUGCGAUGAUGAACGAUACACGGAUCAGAGGUGGUGUAAAUCUCGACGGUGCACUGUGGGGCCCUGUGGUUAAUGUUGGAUUUGACAACCCUGGAACUAAGCAGUCGUUCAUUCUCUGGGGUGCCGAGGGCCACAAUACCACCUCUGCUGACGAUUGGGGGAAGUUCUGGUCUAUGUUGACCAAGCAACGGGUAUGGAAAAAAGAACUGAGUUUGACAGGUGGAGCUCAUGCGGCGUUUUGGGAUUUGCCGUUCAUUGCAGAUGUUGCUGAGGUGCGGGAUAAAAUGCCAGAUGACAUGGAAGAGGCGCUGUUAGGACUGUUUCCUGGCGCAAGAGCGAUCAAAAUCGUAGCGGAUUAUUUGCAUGACUUCUUCCACUUUGUGCUGGAUGAAAAGCCUGAAGAGGGUCUUCUUAGUGGACCGAACCCAGCAUAUCCCGAGGUGCAAUUCCUUGGCUAG